CUCAGAUCCUUUUCAUUUUUUUCACUGAUUCUAUCAUAAAUCUUCAUUCUCAGCUUCAUACCCAUGGAGCAUUGAUAUAUCGCACGCUUCACAAGUGUGUGAUGGAGUCGGAUAAUCCAUUGUCUGCGGAUGGUCUUGAGGUUGCCGUUGAAAAUGGUGUUUGCCUGCAACUUCAGGUGUCUGGGGAUGAGUACGACAGUAUCUUUUCGGAUAAUGUGAAUGGAACUGUCGAUGAAACAUUCGAGACUUGUUUUCAGAAUGAAAUGGAUGACAAUGGAACAACUGAGCAAGCUAAAGAAUGGUCGAAUGACUAUGUGGAAAGCAGUGGAUUGAUGGAUUCUAAGGAAGGGGAAGCCAAAGACAAGUUGAAGCAAUCCAAACCUCAUAAGAUUCAAGGCAAGACCAAUACUGAGAAGCCCUCUGGUCCCAAAAAUGUUUCUCCAGCUUUGGUGAAGAAAAAUAAAGAUGGAAAGAUUGCUAAGGCAAUGUUGACAGCUCCUAAUGGUGGUUCUGUUGCUGCAAAUUCACGUAUGAAACAACCUCUAAAAAGUAGAUCAUUGAAUGAAAGACAAGCUAAUGGAUCCCAGCAUCUUGGAAAACCUGAUGCAGCCUUCUCUGAAGGCAAUACGGAGAAAGCAAAGUUAAAGCCUUUGAAGAAAGGACCUCCAGAUAAAGCUGAAGGAGAAUCUGAGUUAUCCCCCACAGUAGCUGAUGAUAAAGCUCAUAAGAUUGGUACUCUUCCAAAGUAUGGUUUCAGUUUCAAGUGUGGCGAACGGGCUGAGAAAAGAAAAGAGUUCUACAAUAAACUUGAGGAAAAAAUUCAUGCAACGGAAGUAGAAAAGAGCAACUUGCAGGCCAAGUCUAAGGAAACUCAGGAGGCUGAGAUUAAGAUGUUUAGGAAGACUCUGAACUUUAAAGCAACUCCAAUGCCAAGCUUCUAUCAGGAACCUCCACCUCCAAAGGUGGAAUUAAAGAAGAUGCCAACUACAAGAGCUAAAUCACCAAAGCUUGGUCGGAGAAAAAGCUCAACUACUUCAGACAUUGAUGGUAACAGCAAUAACGGUCACCAAUCAGGCCGGCUAAGUCUGUAUGAGAAAGCAUCUCAGAGGAUAUCUGCCAAAGUGAUUUCUCCUGCCCAUGCAAAGAAGCCACAGAGGAAAUCACUUCCCAAACUGCCUUCUCAGAAGACUACUUUGUCCAGCGCAAAGAAUGAGGAAUCGAAAUCGGAGGCAUCCUAUCCUGAAAAGGUGACUAAAUCAAAAGCAACAACCGAGGGAAAGAUAGCCUCAUCUAAAGAAACAGACGAGGAGAACACCACAUCAUCUGAUUUGACAAAUGAGGAAUUAUCUCCAAUCCAACAGCCGGAGGCAGUUUCGACAGAUGAUUCAGGUCUAAGUCAGCCUGAGAUGGAUCGAGGGCCGGUGAUUGGACAGCAAGGGAAGCUGGACUUGGAGCAAGAGCAAAUUGCAGUGGAGCAUUAAGCAUGGCAGUGGUUUUAAGUUGGCGCUAUAUGAGAAUCCUACAUUAGAGAACGUAAUGAUUUUGUCUUAUCCAAUAUUCGGCUGCUUUGGUUGUUUCUGUUCAGAUGUAGCUUGCAAAGGUGGGCCUAAUUUGUGUUGUUUAAGGAUGGCUUGCUGAGUUUUAAAAGUUGUUUGCUGUUGGUGUUAUAGAUAAUCCAUGAUCAAACAUUCUAAGUAAUUGUGAAUUGCUACAUUGUUUAAAUUGCUUUGUUUAUCC
Hibiscus syriacus is the source of this 1737-nucleotide messenger RNA. RefSeq names its product protein WVD2-like 6. NCBI's taxonomy places the organism in Eukaryota, Viridiplantae, Streptophyta, Magnoliopsida, Malvales, Malvaceae. The coding region runs from base 102 to 1481 and encodes 459 amino acids. The record is from RefSeq and is a predicted model, not a curated record. The transcript is spliced from 9 exons. Gene Ontology annotation, molecular function: microtubule binding.